UAUAAACUAAGCCUGAGGUAGCACUAGGUCAUCUACCUACCUUGCCUUACCUACUCGAGCUGACUUGUUGGACGUGUCGCACAGUGGAUGGGCACCGCGGGGGAAACCUAGCUUGACACGGCGUCGCGAACGCGGCGAAGUUCUGGUCUUGUCAAGCAAUUUUUUCUCUCUCUCUUGAACUCUUUUGGCUUUUGUUUUCUUAAAAAAAAGUAUUAAAUUUUCAUCUCUUCAACUUGCAUCCCCUCGUUUAUACAACAACAUAAUCAACCAAGCGACAGCGCAGUUUCCACCGGAAGCUUCUGCCUUUCGAUCGAUAAGGUCCAAGGAAGAAAUAAUAGGCGGUCGUCCCAGUCCCACAUAGGCUUGCCAAUUGCAUGCCCACCCUUGCAGCUCAUUCGGACCAGGCGAGGUGAGCCCGCCGCUUCGGCAGCGCAAUCCGCGAGCAGACAGGCGAUGGAUCCAGCUAUCAAUCUGCAGCAGCGCAUAGCGCAGGGUCUGAGCAUCUCCCUGCGCAAUUCUCUCAACUCUCUGGGCUUGGGCAAUGGAGUCGCAAACAACUCCAUCCCCACGCCUACGGGUUCUUCAGAGACAAACCAUACCGAUGGGCUAGUGAUAGAUGUCGAAAAGGGCAGGCCCGAGUUGGAGCACCAAAGUCCGAGCGGCAUUAUCGCGGGAUCUCACGUCACCGCAUCCAGCGCAAAAAGCGCGAGGAGCAUGGCCGGGGACUCGACAGACGAUGUUGUCCGGCAGCGACAGACGGAGGAGGAGCAAACACAGGACGCGGUCGAGGCCGAGCAAAUCAGGCUAGCUGCCGCCCAGCGCACUGCGCCACUCACCCUCGCGACUCUGCCGCCCGAAUUGCAGAUGUUGAUUAUCCGGCAACUCAACUUUGGUGACAUUGAGCGGUUAAGGCGGACAUGUCGCUUCUACAGGAAGCUUGCGUCACCCCGCGCCAUCAGGGUGCUCUUUGGGCCAGACCACCUUCGGCGCCUCUUGCUCAGUCACUGCGCCCGCUGCCUGGCCUACGACGAAGAGCGAUUGAGUCUUUUGCAGGCGCCGGUCACACAUCCCGACUUUCCGCUCUGUGCGCUUUGCGUCGACUGCGCGGUCGCCGAGAGGGACGACCGGAUCGUUGUCGGGCGCAAGGUGACUAUGGGCAAUGGCGACGGCGUCUGGAUAUGCCGCUGGUGUGGUUGGCCCGUCACGGUUUCGCCGGCUACUGGUCACGUACAAUUUCACAGGCGAUGCUACAACAAAUACAACGACGCAUUGCUGUUUUUCUUCUCGUUGGGUUGGAUGCAGCUAGCUCUGGGAGUUAUAGGUGCUGCAUUGGCAUGGAGGUAUUUCCGGAAUGACAUUCAAGUCUUCGCUCCCACCGUGACUUCAUUCCUACUUCUUUGGGUAUGCUUUCUCAUCCUCACAUUCCGCGGGAACCGCAUCAGAACAUACCACUGGAGCUUCCUGUUUGAGCUUAUGACACUGCUCUGCUGGAUCCCUCCGAUCCACUGGAUCAUUGACUUGUACGUCGAGACGCCAUAUUACGAGCUGCCCAGAAGCACGAUGGCAUGUUUGAUAUUUUUCUGUUUUAACCUACUUUUUCGACUUUUAAAUGUGCUCGGAAACCUCGUGCUUUUGUGCGAGUAUCAACGAACAAGCCAUCACCUUCCUUCACACAUGAUACCAUGGUGGAGGCAUAUCACGAACCCAGUCGUGGACUGCUUGAUAUUCUGGACGUACCCUCAGUGUGCGGAGCAAAAAUAUCCGCCGCAUUGGAGCUAGGAGCGACUUCUUUUUGGUUUGUUGUAUUUCUUUUCUUACAGUAUAUUUUUGUUUUUCUUUUUGAUUUCGAGCACACCCAUUGUAGCCAGUUUCUUUCAGCGCGUGAUGCACUUGUUUAGGCUGUAGUAUACAACGCUAUAUCGGUAUACGAGGAGGUUGGGGAACAUGGAAUGGGGAAAUGAAGACGAAAUACUAUACUGGGAUGAGGUGGGGAAAAGGUCGGAUUUGGGAUCGGAUCAACACGCUGUUAUGAUGAUACAUGAUACCUAUGCUGAAAGAAAAACAAGAAAAAAAAGCUGGUCUAGCUUGGGGUUUGCCGAGUCAAGAAAGCAGGGUAUGAGCGCGCAGAAAACAGGGUCUACGCUGGCAUCUAGCCCCGGCCGAACACGAGUAGAUACCGCAAUAUGAACAAUAGUAUUAAACCAAAAGUAAAAAAGACGCGCUGACGACGGC
Molecule: messenger RNA, 2232 nt
Organism: Pyricularia oryzae 70-15
Lineage: Eukaryota; Fungi; Ascomycota; Sordariomycetes; Magnaporthales; Pyriculariaceae
Exons: 3
Coding region: 454-1779 (441 amino acids)
Molecular function (GO): protein binding
Source: RefSeq, a predicted model, not a curated record